Molecule: messenger RNA, 339 nt
Organism: Aspergillus costaricaensis CBS 115574
Lineage: Eukaryota; Fungi; Ascomycota; Eurotiomycetes; Eurotiales; Aspergillaceae
Exons: 3
Coding region: 1-339 (112 amino acids)
Source: RefSeq, a predicted model, not a curated record
AUGAUACUAACCUGGUUACUUAGAAAAACAUACGACGUUAUUUGCUAUGACAGAACAUGUUCCGCAAGAGUAUUCCCGGCUUGGCUCGAGAUCGAGGCGAUGAACAAACUCAUCAAGGACGCAGAGGCCAGUAAACAAGUGCACAAGACCCUCCAGGCCAACGUCACCUCCAUGAAGAGUCAGGCCAACGUCACCUCCAUGAAGAGUCAGGCCAAGGAACUCAGCGACCUUAUCGACCCGGCCAAGCAGGCCAUCGAGACCCUGGAAGGCGGCUGGGACGUCAUGGGCACUGAGGUCCAGUACAUCCACGACAAGGACGAGAAUUUCGUUUUUGAGUAA